Messenger RNA from Cydia fagiglandana, 390 nucleotides. RefSeq lists its product as uncharacterized. NCBI's taxonomy places the organism in Eukaryota, Metazoa, Arthropoda, Insecta, Lepidoptera, Tortricidae. The transcript has a single exon. The record is from RefSeq and is a predicted model, not a curated record. The coding region runs from base 1 to 390 and encodes 129 amino acids.
AUGGCACCCGUGUUCGCCACCCGCUGCGUGUACCCGCGCCGUGCACCCGCGCCGUGCACCCGCGCCGUGCACCCGCGCCGUGCACCCGCGCCGUGCACCCGCACCGUGCACACGCGCCGUGCACCCGCACCGUGCACACGCGCCGUGCACCCGCGCCGUGCACCCGCGCCGUGCACCCGCGCCGUGCACACGCGCCGUGCACCCGCGCCGUGCACCCGCGCCGUGCACCCGCGCCGUGCACACGCGCCGUGCACCCGCGCCGUGCACCCGCGCCGUGCACCCGCGCCGUGCACCCGCGCCGUGCACACGCGCCGUGCACCCGCACCGUGCACACGCGCCGUGCACCCGCGCCGUGCACCCGCGCCGUGCACCCGCGCCAGCUACGAGUAG